AUGAGUGGUCGAGCUCCUUCAGCAAAAUGGCCGCAUAGCCGCCUGAAACCGGUGGCGGACUCCCUUGAGUCCGUAGGAUUCGUGUCAAAGGGAGAUUGCAAAUUGCUAGAUCACAAAGCUCAGAAGAACUAUUACGACAAGAUCAUGGCUAGGUAUAUUGAGUUUUGUGCUCGCCAUUCCAAGAACCUAGAUGAGGCCUGGCUGUCUCUUCCUCGAAGUGCCUCGAACGAUGCAACGAAAAACCCGCCAGCUUCCGUUCCACAGUCAACCAAAUCGGCAGUGUCACCCGGUCCCUCACCUGCCACAGAGUUAUCCACCCUCCUUCUCUCCCUUCGCAAGCUUCGCGAAGCCGUAUUGGCCACUGCUUCGACCACGCCAAUCUCAUUCUCCCAGCGGGUCCAUGUGUUCUCCAUCAAGGUCUCCAUUCAAGCUCGACAUCCGCCGUCCUACUUUCCCUCCCUGCGCCACCUUCUUGACGACCUGCACACUCCUUCUAACCCGUUGCCUGAUUCGGAACUGAAGGAUCACACUUCGUAUCUUAUCCUUGAUUAUGCAUGUCGGCAGGAGGAUUUGGUGGCCGCUUUCGAAUUGCGGGCCCGUGCGCGCAGGCAAUAUAAUUUCCACUCGCGCGAGGUUGAUCAGAUCCUACAAGCCAUCGCACAUGACAACUGGAUUGUAUUUUGGAGGGUCCGAAAGGAGGUCGAUUCCGCCAUGCGCGCAAUCAUGAACUGGGCAGAAGAUCGGGUUCGGCGACAUGCUCUUAAAGCAGUCGGGAAAGCUUAUCUCGGCGUUGACAUUGCAUGGAUUGUCGAAGGCUGCACUGGUGAUUCGACUUGGACAUGGGAAAAGCUGGCAGAGAGAGAGAAACUAGGUUGGGAGAAAGAAGGCGAUAGGGUCAUCAUCCGGAAACCGAGAUCAAAGCCGAAACCCGAGGGCAAUCUUACACCCAUUCAGGAGAAGAGCACGGGUUAA
Molecule: messenger RNA, 972 nt
Organism: Aspergillus nidulans FGSC A4
Lineage: Eukaryota; Fungi; Ascomycota; Eurotiomycetes; Eurotiales; Aspergillaceae
Exons: 2
Coding region: 1-972 (323 amino acids)
Source: RefSeq, a predicted model, not a curated record